AUGCAUGCACUAGGCGAGCUCUGAGAGCAUGGCCGUGGAAGCUAUCCAUUGCAGUCUAAAUCCAAAUGGUAUCGAUCUCUCUGUCCACGCGGAAGGCAUCAACCUGCAACUUGAAGGUGAGAGGGUGGAAUCGACCUCGCUUAAGAAGGAAAACUCAUCCAAGUUGCCUGAGUCGAAAGGAACGCCUAAGAGGCAGCAAGUAGAGCCAGAAGCGUCUAAGGCUCAUAUUGUGAAACUGACCAAGCCGGUAGCACUGUGGACCCAGCUGGAUGUAUGCAAGUGGCUGAAGAAACACUGCCCAAAUCAGUAUCAAAUCUACAGUGAGUCAUUCAAACAGCAUGACAUAACUGGCCGCGCCUUGCUGAGGCUUACAGACAAAAAGCUCGAGCGGAUGGGGAUUGCUCCUGAAAGCUUGCGGCAGCACAUUUUGCAGCAGGUUCUCCAGUUGAAAGUGCGGGAGGAAGUCCGAAACCUUCAGCUGCUGACACAAGCCUCCAUAGAGAGUUCUCCGUAAACGUCACCAGCCCUCUCAAGCUGCUGCCCUGCCAGGCGAGACGAAAGUG
Molecule: messenger RNA, 563 nt
Organism: Euleptes europaea (tarantolino)
Lineage: Eukaryota; Metazoa; Chordata; Lepidosauria; Squamata; Sphaerodactylidae
Gene: SAMD12
Product: sterile alpha motif domain containing 12
Exons: 5
Coding region: 29-514 (161 amino acids)
Biological process (GO): cell surface receptor protein tyrosine kinase signaling pathway
Cellular component (GO): cytoplasmic side of plasma membrane
Molecular function (GO): protein binding
Source: RefSeq, a predicted model, not a curated record